Molecule: messenger RNA, 1248 nt
Organism: Chiloscyllium plagiosum (whitespotted bambooshark)
Lineage: Eukaryota; Metazoa; Chordata; Chondrichthyes; Orectolobiformes; Hemiscylliidae
Gene: ccdc28b
Product: coiled-coil domain containing 28B
Source: RefSeq, a predicted model, not a curated record
UAGCGCCGCCCACAUCCCGUCGCAGAAUGAAACAUUGAUACUGUUUCCUGUGAUGAUAAUUUUUGUUACUUGUGAAAGAUACUUUGUCUUGGUGCGUUUUGCUGCUCCCACAGGUUUCCAUUUAACAAUCUGAAGGUUCCAACUCGUUGAAGCCGGGAAUUUCACGGGCAGCCUGGAGCAGGAUUGACAAAGGAAGCUUUCCAGCUAUAAAAAGAUGAAUAUGAUGAACUAGCCCACUUCAGGUUUGAUCUGACACCAACUGUGGAACAACUGAGAAUGGAAGAGAAGAGAAAGAAAAGAAGCCCAAAGGUCACUUUAAAUCAGCAGCCUCCACUAGGUAACCCCAAGAAAUCUUCAGUGCCAACCAGUAAGAGUGCAACAUUCACCUCUGCUUUACCUCAGCCUCCUUCACCAAAACUUAGAUCAAAGUUGAAAAGCCGAACAAAUAAAGAUAAAGUGAAACCACCGCAGCAAACUGGAAAGAUGACAAAACCAGCUCCAAUUCAACAUUCAUUCCUGACGGAUGUUUCUGAUGUGAGAGAGAUGGAGUGUGGCUUGUUGAAUUUGCUGAAUGAUUUCCACUCUGGGAAGUUACAGGCAUUUGGAAAAGAGUGCUCUUUUGAACAGAUGGAGCAUGUGAGAGAGAUGCAAGAAAAAAUGGCUCGUUUACAUUUUAGCCUUGACAGUCAUGUGGAAGAGCUAUCUGCAGACAAGAAAAAAAAUGCAUCUGACAGGAAUCUCGAACAGCUUCUGACAAAUCUGGAAGAGCUUAGUACUUCAAUACAAAAGCUACACUUAGCAGAAAAUCAAGAACUGCCAAAAAACCAAGAGCCGAAACCACAUACUUUAUAGAAACUGUGGUUAAUGAGACUGGUGCGAAUCUUGGAUGAAGCGAAAAUGAAUUGCACUCCUCAUACUUGUCAUGUUUACACUGAAAGUGGGAAACAGACAUUAUACUAGCUGUUAAUAGGGAGCAUUGUCAAUUCUAUCUCCUUCUUUCAUCUCUUUCUGUUCACUACAGUACAGUUGCACACUGGGUUAACUACCUUAGUGGUCAUUACUCAUGUCAGCCUUGAUAGUCAUUUUGAACAUAUUUUUGAUUUGAUUUAUUAUUAUAUGUAUCUAGAUACUGUGGAAAGUCAUGUUUUGCGUGCUAUACAGGCAGAUCAUACCAUACAAAGUGCAUAAGGUUAGCAGAACAGAGUGCAGAAUACAGUGUUACAGCCGCAGAGAAGGUGCAGAGAGAUC